Messenger RNA from Gekko japonicus, 531 nucleotides. RefSeq names its product family with sequence similarity 180 member A (gene FAM180A). The coding region runs from base 1 to 531 and encodes 176 amino acids. NCBI's taxonomy places the organism in Eukaryota, Metazoa, Chordata, Lepidosauria, Squamata, Gekkonidae. The record is from RefSeq and is a predicted model, not a curated record. The transcript is spliced from 3 exons.
AUGCACUGGAAGACUGUGUUGGUGCUCUUGUUAUAUUACAAUGCUCAUGCCGCUGUACCUCCCAGGUGGAACCGAGCAAUGCUUUUCCCAUCUGCUCAACGCGUGAAGAGGUCCUCGGCCACUCAUCUCAACCCCGUCCUUCAGAAAUCUCAGGAAGACGUGGACCUUCUAUUCGAGUUUCUAACGGAGCUGGAAAUCAACAAAGAUCUGAAGAUCUCUGUCAAGGACCAGGAGCUGGCUUCCAUGAGGGUGGCUGAGGCAUUUGACACCCUUUGCAACGACGUUAUCCCCAAAAGCAUCACAGACAUUCGCAGGCUGAAUGCCAGGCUUUCGGGCUACCCUGGGAUGCUUAAAAAAGAAGAUUUUGAGAGGACAAUACUAACCAUGGUCUACACAGCAUAUCAGGCUGCUCAGUCCCAAGGACACCAGAAAGACACCUGGGCGGAAUCCUUUGUCAGCCUCUACAAGGUCCUGAAGCACGACUUGACGUUCCCAUCCAGCCAAACACCAUCCUCUCAAAGGACUUUAUAG